Molecule: messenger RNA, 1912 nt
Organism: Emiliania huxleyi CCMP1516
Lineage: Eukaryota; Haptophyta; Isochrysidales; Noelaerhabdaceae
Exons: 9
Coding region: 1-1671 (556 amino acids)
Cellular component (GO): intracellular anatomical structure
Source: RefSeq, a predicted model, not a curated record
AUGUUGGACGACGACCCCCCGCCGCCCACCCUCGGCGCUUACACGCAGCCUGUUUCGACCACUGUCCGAGAAUGCCAGCUCUUGUUCGACCGGGGCUGCGUGUGGGCCUUCAGCCUGCACCGCGAGGAGGCGGUCGCCUGCUUCCAACGUGCAGCUGAGGCGGACUCGGCGUGUGCAAUGGCGCACUGGGGCGUCGCCUUCGCGAAUGGGCCCGAUUACAACUGGAACGAGAGCGCCGGCUUCUUCGCGGCGGCCGCGCAGCACGCGGGCUAUCCCAGCUUCAAGGUUGCCGCCGAUGCUCUCGAGCGGGCGGCGGCGGCGCUGACCGACGAGAGCCCUCAGCGCGAGCGAGAUCUGGUCGGCGCGUUGGCCCUGCUGUUCGAGUGGCCAGUGACGCCGACCGCGGCGCAGCGCAAGGUCGCCUAUGCCGACGCGAUGCAGGCUCUCGCCGAGAGGCCGAACUAUGCGGCAGACGCAGACGCGCUCGCCGCCGACGCCGUGAUGUCCCUCGCCCCAUGGGCGCUGUACGGGGCGGACCAGGCGCCGACCCCGGUGGCCGUCCGUGCCAAGGCGCCGCUCGAGCGCGGGCUGGCGGCAGAUCCGGCGCACCCGUACCUCUGCCACCUUCGCGUACACCUCGACGAGAUGGGGCCCAGGGCGCGGUUCCACUGGCCCUCCGCUGAGGCGCUGCGCCGAACCGACGCCACCGACGCGGGCCACCUGCUGCACAUGCCCUCGCACCUCGACAUCCAGGCGACGCACUCGCUCGUCAGCAACCAGUGGUCAGUCGGCGACUACUCUGCAGCGAUGCAGGCGAACAGGGAGGCCAUCUCUGCCGACUUGCGGCAGCUCGCACGCGCGCCGCAGCGCUUCUCGAUCUACUCCGGCUACGUGGCGCGCCUCGCCUCGAACCCGAUGCUGCCGGCCUUCUUCGAGUCGUACUUGGCCACACGGCCGAUGGUGCUCGUGCGGUUUGGGCUCUGGGAGGAGCUCCUCUCGCUGCCCCUGCCCGAGGACGCGCAGCUCUACCUCUCGCGCACCCUCUUCCUUCGUUUCGGCCGCGCCCUGGCCUUCGGCGCGAAGGGAGACGUAGCGGCGGGCCGGGCGGAGCAGGCGGCGUUCGCGGCUCUGCUCACGCCGAUGGAGCCGGAGACACGCGCCUCGGCCGGUCGGCGGGGUCGCAUUGGGCGCUCUCCGGACCCUUCUCGGACUUGCCCCCCACAGGACACGCGGCGGAAGCACAACACGACGGUCGCGGAGCACUCCGGCCCGAUCGCAGCUGCGGCGGAGCUCUCCUACCGCGAGGGCCGCCUCGAGGCGAGCUGGGCCGCGCUCGCAGACGCCGUCGCAAGGUACGACGCGAUGCCGUACGACGAGCCCGCCGGCUACCUGAUGCCUCCGCGCCAGACGUACGCCGCGCUGCUCGCCGAGCAGGGCCGCCUCGAGCGCGCCGCGCGGCUGUACGAGGAGGACCUCGGCACCUUCCCCAAGAACGUCUGGUCGCUCGCCGGGCUGCGGCUCUGCCUCGCCGGGGAGGCGCACGCGCCGCGGCUGAGGGAGGUCGAGGCGGCGCUGGCCGCGGCGGAGGCGGCGGCAGACGUCGAGGUGCGCGCGAGCUGCGCGUGCGCGCUGGAGAGCUGGGGCUCGGGGAGGCGACCGGCGCCUGAAUGAUAUUGUUGAUGUGCUACGCCGCGUUAGCAAAGAGACGCACUUGCCCCGCCAGCACCGUGCCAGCAGCGAGAAGAAGGGCGCGCGCGCGCGGGAACACAUGCACCGCGGAAGAAAAAACGACACGGCAGAGAACUGAGAGAAGAGCCGUGUGUGGGAGAACGACCGGUCCGACACACCUCCCCGACAAAUACAGUAGAGCGGAUCGGUGCAAACAGCACCCUAGAGAUACUGGCUAGAUAAA